CCUGCUUCCUGCGUUUGAUCAAUUCUGAUUGGCCAUUCACCGUGAGAAAGCUCCCCGCCAUUGCCGAUGACUCCAUCUCAUCAACUGAAACUGAUUGCUAUACCGGUUAUUUGCUCUCUCGAGUGUUGGUUUACUAUGCAAUAAUCGGUCUAUCUUUGUUGAGGGAUCCUUGUCUCUUGUAUUAAUGUAUAGACGGCUAGCUACACGAUAUUGCUCCGCCAUUACACCCUUCCCUCGACUAUCUCGCCCAAGAUCCUUGACUCAGCAACAUUCCUCCUCCCCCAUCUCGCGAGAUUCCCAAAUUUCAUGGCCAACUGGAGGCCAGCCAAGAUUCGCCAUGGUUUCCCUGCCCCUAUUCAAAAUCGCUGCUCUCUUUGUACGGCAUAUCUCCAAAUAUGGCGCGAAUCACAUCAAGCACCAAGCCCAUGAACAUCCACGCUUUCGCGCCUUCGCUGCCAGAUACGGCCAGGUCAUCCACCAAAUAAACAUGCGACUGUCGGUUGCUACGAUGCGCAAUACCGAAGCUGCUCAGAAAGCAAAGGAGAAAGCCGAAGCGCCCACAGUCAAGACAGAAGAGCAAGUCAAGCGGGAGGAAGAGCUCAAGGCCAAAUAUGGGACCACCCCACGAGACUCUCACCCUGUUAAGGAGCCACCAAAAAGCAUCUGGAGGCGACAAUUUAGGGCUCUUCCUGAAGCCAAGGCUGUGGAUUUGUUUGCGGAUGUUAUUGGCGAUGCGUUCAUCUUGGCCAUUGCCACCGGGUUGGUCACUUAUGAGUACUGGAGAACCUCUCAGAAACCAGACAAGAACAAGGAGAUGAUCCAAGAGUUGGAGAAACAAGUUGAGGAGUUAAAGCAGAGGGGUGAGGAGCUUGAGGAAGCAGAAAAGCAGCAGCGAGAGAGGGUGCGGCUGAUUGAGGAGGCUCUGAGGGCAUUCAAAGACCCAAAGACAAAGCAGCCCCUUUUGGCUACCCCUGCAGCAUAA
Messenger RNA from Podospora pseudocomata, 982 nucleotides. RefSeq lists its product as uncharacterized. Gene Ontology annotation, cellular component: mitochondrion. NCBI's taxonomy places the organism in Eukaryota, Fungi, Ascomycota, Sordariomycetes, Sordariales, Podosporaceae. The record is from RefSeq and is a predicted model, not a curated record. The coding region runs from base 185 to 982 and encodes 265 amino acids. Gene Ontology annotation, biological process: regulation of lipid metabolic process. The transcript has 2 exons.